Molecule: messenger RNA, 532 nt
Organism: Arachis duranensis
Lineage: Eukaryota; Viridiplantae; Streptophyta; Magnoliopsida; Fabales; Fabaceae
Product: non-specific lipid-transfer protein 8
Exons: 2
Coding region: 59-406 (115 amino acids)
Biological process (GO): lipid transport
Cellular component (GO): membrane
Molecular function (GO): lipid binding
Source: RefSeq, a predicted model, not a curated record
ACAAUGCAAAUUGAAACCACCAUCACCACCACAACAUAUAACAAUUAAUUAAAUAAGCAUGGAAUCAGUUGCUGCUACAUGUGUUCUUAUGAUUUUAGUGACCUCAGUAACUAAUUCUGAGGCUACAAUUUCAUCAUGCAGUGAUGUGAUUAAGAACCUAAAGCCUUGUGUGAAUUACUUGAUGAGUGGAAGUGGUAAACCACCAGGACCAUGUUGCUCUGGCGUUAAAGCUCUUGCAGCUGCUGCAGCAACCUCUGCUGAUAAGAAAACUGCAUGCAACUGCAUCAAAUCCACUUCCAAGAGUCUCAACAUUAAUUCACAACUGGCUCAGGCUCUCCCUGGAAACUGUGGAAUAUCACUUCCCAUCUCUGUUUCCCCCAAUGCUGAUUGCUCCAAGGUUGGUUGAAAGUUGAAAAUUGGAAUUGGAGAGCGAUGCAGGGAAUGCUGAACAUUAUUCUGCUACUUAUAUAUAAUUAAAAUGGCGUAUUUUGAAAUAAACUGGAAUCUACCUAUGUGGAUUUCUUUAUUAUUA